AUGGCUGAUUACAAGAAGUUGACACCUUCGGGUCCACGCCAACUCACUCCUGAGAUGCAGAGUGCUUUGGAUGAUGUUGAUAAACCAGCUAAGAGGGGGAAGAAACCCGAAUCUAAGAAAACCGAUACCGAAGGUCCCUCAUCUCGUAAAAAGCGUAAGGCUGAUAAAGCUGCACCUUCGGCUCCCAAAAAGAAAAAGCUAAAGAAGAUGUUCAAGCGACCGAAGGUACCUUCGCCUACUGAUUCCAAUGAAGAAAAGCAAUCUGCUGAGGAAGAAGAAGAGGUUCAACAUGAAGGCUCACCAAGGGGAAACACUCUUCCUCGAUCUCCAACUCCUCAGGUACAACAUGAUGUUCCUACUCCUCCUCCUUCUCCAAAAGAAACCACAGUACCAAUCUCAGUUGCUCCAAUUCCACCGCCUUUCACUUCUCAACCAAUUACUACUACUCCGCUACCACCUCUAGUCUUUUCUCAAGCCACAACAACAACAACCACUACAACUGGACCUUCGGUGAGUGUCAACGUAUCUGAUACGGGGGCAUAUACCAUUAAUAUUUCAACCCCUGUUACCACUAAACCUCCCUCACCAACUUCUUCAAUGGAUUCUGAGCCUAUUCUGGGAGGUGAAAACUUUGAAUUUGACUCCAAUUAUUACAUUCCUUAUCGACUUCCCAGUGAAGACAACGAUGAAGCUCCAGUGACAAAUGUUGAGUCAGAUUCAGGGUGCUACGGAGCCGGUGGUCGAUCCGUAACAAGGGGAGAAGCUCAAAAUCCUCCAACUCUAUCGAAAAUCAUUAUCCAAACCGAACCGAAGGUUAAUGUAGCUUCGGGUUCUGGUCGUGAAAAAUUGAAGGAUGUUGUGAAUGAUGAUGAUGAUGAUGAUGAGGAAGAGAAGAUUGCUGAGGCGUUAAAGAGGAAGAAAAGGGAUAAUGAAAUUGAUGAAAAAUUGAGAAUCGCUAGAGCGGAAGAAGAGAAAGAGUGA
Messenger RNA from Lactuca sativa (garden lettuce), 981 nucleotides. The record is from RefSeq and is a predicted model, not a curated record. Lineage: Eukaryota; Viridiplantae; Streptophyta; Magnoliopsida; Asterales; Asteraceae.